AUGGAGCCACCGAAAAAGAAACGGAGAAAAGAGAGAAAGAAAAGAAAAAAGACGGAAUGGCGCAAGGGCACAUUAUGUCCAAUCAAGAACGAGAGACUUCUAUUUAUAAAACCCUUAAAUGAUUUACCAAAGGAUUAUAAUCAGAGCAAAGAUGUGUUCAUGCACUGCGAUGGUGUAUCGAAAUACGCACUGCCUGUGAAAGAAGGGGAUUCCCUGAAAUUUGUUCUUGGUGACAGAGACAAAGAAAGGCCAAUGGCAUGGAAAGUAAAGCUGCAGCAAUACUCCAAGCGAAGCUGUCAAGAACUACUGGAUUACAUUGCGAAAUAUACGCAAGAUUUGAAUUCACAAGACUGUAAGAAAGUGCUUAUGGAAACCUUAUCCCAUACUGUUAUGUGGAGUGUCCUUGGUUCACCUGUUUUUGCGAGAGAUGAAGGUGAUCUGGAAGCUGUGCGUUUCGUUGAGGAACUCCUUCGUUUGUUGAAGUUAAUUUUGCGUGUUAACAAAGGUUCCAAAACUCUUCUCGAAGAAAUGAUUAAGACGGUGGUUCAAGGAACGUUGUUUAAGGCAUCCAACGAUAAAAGCCUCCCCAUGAUGAUCAAAUCAAGCCACUAUAUUCCAGACGAAGAUGUGUUUUACCUCCAGGAUGGGAAAACUCCGUUAUCAGCAGAACUCAUUCGGAGUUUUUGCCGCGAGGUUAUACGCCAAGUUCCGUCUGUUUCUCGCCGUCUGUUGCCUGUAGUUGGUGCAAUCAAUGAAAAGAUACCAAACCCAUCAAGUUUCCUAUUUGAUUUCAUGUCGAUUACUCUAUCUGGAGAAGACAAUAUGAUUGUUGAUAAAGAAGCCUGGCAGGAGCUACCGUUUAUUCCAACUGAUCACGAGUUAGCUGGCAAUCUGGUUGAAGCAGACACGCAUCUUUCCCCAGUGAAGAAUUCCUACCUUGAUCCAGAGUCUUACAUGGAUACGUACUUCAGGCUGCUUCGUGCCGAGACCUUUUCGGCCAUACAACAUGGAAUCAAAGAGCUCAAAGAUUGUGAACUUGACGAAAGAGAUAUGAACGUGUAUUAUAAUAUCCAUUUAGCUGGUUUUCAGCUCAAAUAUGGAGGAUUCUCUCUCGCCGUUCACUUCACUCCAUUUAGGCCUGUCAAGAAAUGGCAAGCCUCGUCUCAACUCAUGUUUGGAAAUUUGGUGUGCAUCUCACUGAACCGAAAGUUUGAUGAUGUCAUAUGGGCCGUGGUGUCCAAUAGAGACAAAGCACUCCUCAACGAAGAGCAAAUCAUCAUUUUAGAGUUGAUAGAAGAAAACACGAAGAAGAUGAGUCAGAUAAUAAGUUCCCUUCAAGCUUACGCAGGUUCUGGAGUCAUGGUCGAAUCACCGACCUACUACCACUCCCUGAGUCCUAUCCUGCGAAGUUUAAAAGAAUUCGACAUGGAAAAUUUCCCACUUCAGGCAGAAGUUGUUUUCGCCGACAAGACAUCACAACAGCCAAAUUACCUCCAGCAAGCGAAUACAGUGGAUACUAGUCCUAUAUACAAAGAGAGUCCAUCAACAGAUGGAAUGGAAGCCUCAUCUCUCAAUGAAAUAUCUAAAGGGACAAUGGAGUUUGCCCGAUUUUUAGAAGUCUUUAAUGCGCAGUCUAGUACAUCUUUGGAAGCAAGUCAGUCCGAGGCUUUGAAACAGGCUCUCACGAAUAGACUGGCUAUUAUACAAGGUCCACCUGGUUGUGGUAAAACAUACAUCGGAGUCAAAAUCGUUCAGCUGUUGUUAACCCUUUCGCCGAAGCUGGAAAAACCAAUCUUAUUGUUGACCUACAAGAACCAUGCCUUGGACGAGUUCUUGAAACACAUGUUGGAUUUCUGUUCGAUAAAUGAUCUGGUGAGAAUUGGGGGCAGGUCCAAAGAGCCAGAGUUGGAGCCUUGUAAUCUACAGGAAAUCAUGAGGUCAUCACCGAUAAUUCCCGGCAAAGCACAGAGCAAAGCAAUGCUUACAGAGAUCCAAGAAACGAGAAAUGAGAUUGAUAAAGUGCAAGAACGGAUCACAGAGCUGUCAUCUCAAGUUAAUGCGAGCAGUUAUUUGACAAAGGAGAGUUUCAUUGCUGGUCUUAAUGAAGAGCAAUUGCAAUCACUUCUCGUUGAAGCCGCGUGGGAAAGCAGUAGCCGCUUAAUAUACCCAGUGAGCAGCAGGAGGUACGCCAAUAGGUCUUCAACUAAAAGACUGGUCACCGAAGUUGUGCGGCAAUUUGGGUCUUUAAAAAAUCUCCUGGAAACCGGAAAUGCUGUGAACGACGAAGGUGUUCCUGUGACAUCUUCAACCAGGCAGUCCGCGUCAGAUUGUGUUAAAAUGAUCGACAUGGCGUUUGAAGCGUGGCUGCCAGACAGACAUAUGAAAGAGGUCCUUCGGCAGGUAAAGUAUUUCCAUGCCCAAUCCGUUCUUCAGGUUCUCGGCAAGCGCAAAGAGAAAGGUGCUUCAAACAUGGCCGACGAUGGCGACGACCAAGAUGAGAGUGGUGAUGAAGAGUACGUAAAUGAACUCCUUGAAACAAGAAUGAUUGCUGGCUUUAAACAAGACGAGACAUCAAACUAUGGCGUGAUUCUUUUCAAAUCCUGUGAAAACAACGACAAAAAAGAUAUCUUAUUUCAGAUGUCGGACUAUCCCGACGAUAUGCAAGUCAGUCAACCAAUUCGUUCAGUAAAGAAUCUGUGGAAUUUGAACGAGGUUCAAAAAUUGCAUUUUCUUUAUAGUCUUCUGAAGGAGAAAAGAUCAAAAGCGACGGAAGAAUUUGACGAGCUCAUAAAAAAACUUAGGACGCUGAAGAAACGAAAAGAAGAAAUAGAAAUGAGUGAAAAGGUUGAAGUGCUGUCGCAGAAAAAGAUCAUCGGUGUGACUAUCACUGGAGCAUCAAUCAAUCAUGAUCUUCUUCAUCAAAUCGGUCCCAGUGUUGUGAUUGUCGAAGAAGCCGCCGAAAUCCUGGAACCAAGUCUUCUGGCUGCGCUGACGCCAUCUUUAGAGCAUCUCAUUUUAAUUGGCGAUCACAAACAACUCAGACCACAAGUGGACACCUAUGAUCUGCGCAGAAACUUCCAGUUUGACAAGUCCAUGAUGGAGAGAUUAAUUGAUUCUGGAUUCCCUUUCAAAUCGCUAACGAAGCAGAACCGGAUGCGACCUGAAUUUUCAGCCUUGUUGCUCGAUAUCUACCCAAAUCUUGAGGAUAAUCUGGAAAUGGUUUCCCUAAAUCAGCCUUUGAAGUGUAUUAAAAAGUCGAUGUAUUUCUGGUCGCAUGAAUCUCCUGAAAAGCACGAACGCACCUACACGAAUGCCGAAGAAGCCGACCGCAUCAUAGCUCUGGUUUUGUAUCUUUUGUGGAAUGGCUGCCGCCCGUCAGAAAUAACGGUUCUUUCCGCCUAUCUCGGACAGACUAAACUUCUGAGAAACAAAUUAAAGCAAAUUAAAGUCGAUUAUGAGAAGCUAUUCCAAGAAACCGCUCAUGGAUUGAAAAAAAGAAACAAUGAUAGAGCAAAAGACGGAUUCGUGCAAGUCCAAACAAUCGAUGGGUAUCAAGGUGAUGAGAAUAAAUACAUUCUUGUUUCGCUCGUGCGAUCGAACGAUAAAGAGAUAAUUGGUUUUCUGAAGGAGACGAAUCGUCGUUGCGUAGCGCAGUCAAGGGCAAAAUGUGGUAUGUACUUCGUCGGAAAUCUAAACCUCCUGAGAAACGCAAAGAAUUCUCCCUGGAAUAGGAUGUUAAAUUCAAUGAUCGAACAAGAUUGUGCUGGGGACACGAUCCCUCUUCGAUGCUCCAAGCACGAGUCAUCAAUAUACGAAGCCAUCGAUGCUGAUAUGGUUUUGGACGUCAUUAAAGAUCCUCAAAAACUUUGUCAGGCGAAGUGUGAUGCGUUGUAA
Molecule: messenger RNA, 3894 nt
Organism: Dendronephthya gigantea
Lineage: Eukaryota; Metazoa; Cnidaria; Anthozoa; Malacalcyonacea; Nephtheidae
Product: NFX1-type zinc finger-containing protein 1-like
Exons: 6
Coding region: 1-3894 (1297 amino acids)
Biological process (GO): regulatory ncRNA-mediated heterochromatin formation
Cellular component (GO): nuclear RNA-directed RNA polymerase complex
Molecular function (GO): helicase activity
Source: RefSeq, a predicted model, not a curated record